Molecule: messenger RNA, 1857 nt
Organism: Nothoprocta perdicaria
Lineage: Eukaryota; Metazoa; Chordata; Aves; Tinamiformes; Tinamidae
Gene: SFXN2
Product: sideroflexin 2
Exons: 11
Coding region: 95-1054 (319 amino acids)
Biological process (GO): monoatomic ion transport; serine import into mitochondrion
Cellular component (GO): mitochondrial inner membrane
Molecular function (GO): monoatomic ion transmembrane transporter activity
Source: RefSeq, a predicted model, not a curated record
UGGGAAUGCCCCAGGAGCCUCCGACACUGCGGCCAGGGCUCCCCGCCACAAGGACACUGACAUCGCCGCCUCCCCUGCGCAGACCCUUUGGAAAAUGACAUCUGCCUUCGACAUCGACGCCCCGCGCUGGGACCAGGGCACGUUCCUGGGGCGCCUGCGGCACUUCCUGGCCAUCACGGACCCGCGGCUGGCGCUGGUGCCCRACGCCGAGCUGGAGCGGGCCCGGGCGCUGGUGCAGGGCUGCAGGGCCGGGCUGGUGCCGCCAGGGAGCAGCCAGGAGCAGCUGCGCUACGCCAAGACGCUCUACGACUCGGCCUUCCACCCCGACAGCGGCGAGAGGAUGAACCUGCUGGGCCGCAUGUCCUUCCAGGUGCCCGGAGGCAUGGCCCUCACCGGCUGCAUGCUCCAGUUCUACCGGACGGUGCCCGCCGUGGUCUUCUGGCAGUGGGUGAACCAGUCCUUCAACGCCAUCGUCAACUACACCAACCGCAACGCCGCCUCGCCCAUCUCGCUGACGCAAAUCGUGGUGGCUUAUGUCACUGCCACCGGCACAGCGCUGGCCACCGCCGUGGGGCUCAACCUCUACACCAAGAGAGCCCCCCCUUUGGUGGCCCGCUGGGUCCCCUUCGUGGCCGUGGCUGCCGCCAACUGCGUCAACAUCCCCAUCAUGAGGCAGCAGGAGAUCAUCCACGGGAUCGUGGUGACAGAUGGGGACGGCAACGAGCUYGGCCACUCCAGGAGGGCUGCGGCCAAGGGCAUCACGCAGGUCGUGGUCUCCAGGAUCACCAUGGCGGCCCCGGGCAUGAUUAUUCUGCCAAUCAUCAUGGAGCGGCUGGAGAGGUUCCCCUUCAUGAAGAGAAUCCGGGCUCUCCAUGCGCCUUUGCAAAUGCUGCUGUGCGGGGGCUUCCUCCUGUUCAUGGUGCCGGCGGCCUGCGCCCUCUUCCCACAGCGAUGCUCCCUGGCGCUGGCUGACCUGGAGCCGGAGCUGCGCGCCAGCAUCGCGGCCAAGCGCGGCGACCAAGUGCCCUGCGUCUACUUUAACAAGGGGCUGUGAACAGAGGCUGCCCCCGAGCCACAACGCCCUUCCGGACACCAUCAAUCCUGCAUAUCCUGGUCCCACCGAAUCCCCCUCACAGCCAGGCUGGGGGAUCAGGUCGGGGCCGGCCUUGGGAUCGGAGCCGUCCCUGCUCCCUCCUCUGGAGCGACCCUCUCUGCUUUCAGGCAGGGAAGGGACUGCGCCUGGCUCCGAUYGCCCUCCUCUCAUUGCAGGGUCUCUCCAUUCUCCGGAGAUGUCCAGGAGGGUCUCCAGCCGCUGUCACCCCUGGAGGAGGCAGGACCGUGCCCAGGUCAUGGCAGACGUGUUGGCUUCUCCUAAGCAUCCCCGCUGCAGUGCUGGCCAUGUCCUUGCAUCCCUGUGUCCUGCUCUCCGCUGCCUCCCUCCUGGCCCUGCUGCCUCUCAAGCCCAGCCCAGCUGCAGGCACCAGGCCCUCCACCUUCGUGCUCGGAGCGCAGUCCUACCUCCCAAACCAGGCAUCCCUCCAUCGCCUGCGCCCCUGACCAGGAACCAAACCGCAGCACUGCCUCACAUCACCUCCGUGCCUUCCUCCCAAAACUGCCUCCCUUUCUGGCACGAGUGGAGGGACCGGUCCCGGGACCAUUGCUUGGACCAUUCCUCACGUGCCAUCAUGUUCAUAUUUCAUUCACUAUGCAAUCACCACGAUCCAGGAGAGAAAUACCUGAUCRUUUUUAAGCCCUAUUUUGUGUAAGCUACCCCUUCCUCUGAGGGSCAGAGCCAGCCCUUGUGCCUGCUGUCCUGCGUCUCGCUGUCCCCAGGGUGGUAGCAAGGACCUGCAGCCA